Molecule: messenger RNA, 697 nt
Organism: Sodiomyces alkalinus F11
Lineage: Eukaryota; Fungi; Ascomycota; Sordariomycetes; Glomerellales; Plectosphaerellaceae
Exons: 2
Coding region: 200-583 (127 amino acids)
Source: RefSeq, a predicted model, not a curated record
UUUAUUUUGCUGGAUCUUCCACGGCCACUUACUGGUUCGAGAGUCAUGGGCUAGGUGUACAAACCAAGAAAAUCAACCUUUCGAGGCAAACGGCGGCGGGGAUGCGCAUUCCAUCUCUUGCGUGGAGUGGAGUUGUGCAAGAUAUACUGGAACUAGAUUAUGGGAACAUCUCAUUUACGAUCUUUGCGUUCGAUGAAGGAUGGCCGGUAUUUUCGCCAGUCGACUAUGCAAGAAGGCUUUGCCCUUUGACGAGAAGUUUCAGGGUCGCUAUGGGGUAGCACCGAUUGCUACGCUCUCCCAGGCCACCGAACCCGAACUUCAUGGAGUGCUCUUCUGUUACCAAUUACCAAUGCGCGGAUUGUUUGGUCGUAUGGAACCCCUCAAUACCUCAAUGCAUCAAUCCCUCUGGUCACCAAUAGCACUGGGCACUAUCCAUGGGGACCAAGAACUCUAUUUGGCCAGCCUUUACCGGUUCUCUCGACUUGAUCAGAUUCCGAUACUCUCCAUGGUUUUCUUUUGGGUCAACAAGUUAGUCGAAACGGUCUUAGUAGCACUGCUAAGAUCGUCAAAGCACCAACGGUAGAGCAUACACGUGUGAGGGUCUCGCCAUGGACUAAUACGUUAACCCGAAUCCCAACUGGUUAGUUACGCAUACGCUCCUAUUAUCUGUUGGUGUUAACGAUGUUGCUCUUCACAC